UGUUGUUGUACAGUUUGGUCCGUGAACGCAGCACAAACUCCCCGGGUGACGUCAGACGUCGGGAUGGAAAAACAUGCGAGGUAACGCACGGUGCACCUAGCCACGGCAUCCUUUACUGAGACCUAAUUCACCGAAAGGGACCAAGUUUUCCAGCUUCCUUCUGUCAAACUAGGACUGUGUGGGGUGGUGGGGAAGGCCUAGUCCCCCACCCCAUGGACAAACAAGGAGCCAUGAGUACACCAGGCAAGGUCAGUGGGCUCAAACCCCCGAGUAAAAUAGCCCGUCCAUCUGGGGUGCCAGCGCGGAUGCCCCCAUCCUCUGCUACUCCAAAGCCAGUCCCUCCUCAGAAGUCCCCCGGCAGUGAGACCUCUCCAGCUCCAGAUGAAAGUGGCGACUUUAAGAUCGGAGAGAAGGUCUGGGUCAAUGGCAACAAGCCCGGCUACGUGCAGUUCAUUGGGGGCACACAGUUUGCUCCCGGGCAGUGGGCGGGCAUCGUGCUGGAUGAACCUAUCGGGAAGAACGAUGGGUCGGUGGCAGGGGUGCGGUACUUCCAGUGUGAGGACGGGAGGGGGAUUUUCACACGGCCUUCAAAGCUAUUCAGGACUGCACUGCCAGAGAAGGAGGUGAACGGAGGGCAGGCCAGUCCAGCACCAGGAGCCUCUGCAACCGAUUCGGCACCUGCUGUGCCCACCUCAGCUGCUCAAGACACCGGCAUAAAGACAAGCGGCGCACUUAACCGGAUGCUCACGUCCAGCGAGUCGGUGUCUAACCUCUCGGACACAGACUCCAUAAAGAAGAACCGAAGGGAGCUGAGGCUGGGAGACCGUGUGCUGGUUGGUGGCACCAAGGCGGGAGUGGUGCGGUUUCUGGGAGAGACAGACUUUGCCAAAGGAGAGUGGUGUGGUGUAGAACUAGAUGAACCUCUUGGAAAGAAUGAUGGCGCUGUAGCAGGGACCAGAUUCUUUCAGUGCAUGCCCCGGUACGGUCUGUUCGCUCCUGUCCACAAAGUGACUCGUAUAGGCUUCCCCUGCACGACACCCACCAAGGCGAAGAGCUCACAUUGGAGGUCGCUCAUCAAGAGGAGUCCCAGUGCUUCCUCCAUCAGCACGCUCAGCUCCGCCACCUCCUCAGUCGGCGGCAAACCCAGCCGAGCAGGACUGCUGACGGAGACGUCUGCCCGGUAUGCUCGUAAGAUUUCUGGCACAACAGCGCUGCAGGAAGCUCUGAAGGAGAAGCAGCAGCACAUCGAACAGCUGCUGGCAGAGAGGGACCUGGAGCGGUGUGAGGUGGCGAAGGCCACCAGCCAUGCAGGAGAGGUGCAGCAGGAGCUGGCUGUGCUGAGGAAAGGGCAGGACCAGUACGCAAUGGAGAUGGAAGCCAAGCUGGACCAGCUGCGCUCGAUGGUGGAGGCAGCAGAUCGAGACAAAGUGGAGCUGCUCAACCAGCUGGAGGAGGAGAAGAGAAAAGUGGAAGACCUGCAGUUUCGUGUAGAAGAAGCCUGCAUCACCAAAGGAGACCUGGAGACGCAGACCAGACUGGAGCAUGCCCACAUAAAGGAGCUUGAGCAGAGCCUGCUCUUUGAAAAGACCAAGGCUGAAAAACUCCAGAGGGAUUUAGAGGACACUAGGGUGGCCACGGUGUCUGAGCGCUCCAGGAUCAUGGAGCUGGAGAGGGAGGUGGCAGAUCUCCAGCUCAGGCUCCGGGCAUCCCAGCAGAAGGAGGAUGCUGUGUCCCUGUCCCAGCAACAGAUCAGCAGCCUCAAGGCCCAGGCACAGUCUCAGGAGAAGAAGAUCAGUGAACUGAGUGUUGACCUGGAGGGCAAACACAAAGAGCUCCAGUCUGUGCAGCAAGAUAAGAGGUCUCUGGAAGAGCAGCUGAGCAGCCUGAGACAAAAGCUGGACACAGCUGAGGAGGAGAGCAGGAGGACAGCACAGACCAUGCAAGAGCUGGAGCAGGAUGUGGAGCAGUCAAAGAAAGACCACCAGAGCCUGAAGGAGCAGAGCCGGAGCAGGGAGAGCGAGCUGAGGGCCCAGCUGACACAGCUCGAGGCGCUGAAACAGCAGAACUCCAAAUACCAGGAGGAGCUCAGUCUGUCGAAGGAGCGCAGCAGCUCAGAAAACCAGCGCAUCGGCGUCCUCUGCAAGGAAAUUGAGGAGCUGAAGUUGGCCUCCCAGAAGUCUCAGCAUCCUGACCAGCACAACGAGGACCGUGACAGGCAGCAGCCAGACAUAAAGAGCAGGGAAACAGAAGGGGAAGUAAACUUCCAGAAAUCCACUGGAGUCGUAAUCUCAGACAAAGAUCGGGAGCUGGAAACUCUGAGGAAUGAGAUUGCGGUGCUUCGAGGAGAAAACGCUGUAGCCAAGACCCUGCAGUCAGCUGUGGAGACACUGGAGAGAGACAAAGCUCAGCUGCAGAGGCGUGUUCACGGUCUAGAGCAAAGGCUCAUGGGAACACAGGCCUCAGAAGGAGAAGACAGGGAGGCAGCACCGUCAGGCGGUGCAGCUCUGGAGCAGCUGAGGGAAGAGAAGGAGUUCGCUGAGGGGCAGAUUAACUUCCUGAACAGUGUGAUAGUGGACCUGCAGCGGAAGAACGAGGAGCUGAAGAUCAAACUGAAGAAGCUUGCUCUGGCUGAGUUUAAUGGCAAGGACGAGACUGACGGGUUCGAUGAAGGUGUGUUAAAGCGGGAAAAGAAGGCAACCCCCCGUCUGUUCUGCGACAUCUGUGACUGCUUUGACCUCCACGACACAGAGGACUGCCCCACUCAGGCCCAGAGCCCCGACUCUAUACCCCACACCACCUACCACGGCAACCCGGCCGACGAGAGGCCCUACUGCGACAUCUGCGAGGCCUUUGGACACACCACCGAGUCCUGCAACGAUGACCAGACCUUCUAGAGGCGCCACAGACUGUCUCCUUCCCUUUUCUCUCCCUCCUGCUCUCAUGCCUGACUGAAGUCCCUGCAGAUUUCCCCAUAAUGUAUUUUUAUACUGUAUUUAUGCAUAUCACUGGUUUCCUCCGUCCCCACUGACGUCCCCGGAGCCCUCUUCUCGUCCAAAUAUGCUGCUUUGGUGCAAUAUCGAUGUUUAUAACAAAAGGAAAGGGGUCCUCCGCACCUGUUGUUUUAACGAGUUUUACGUUUAAGUUUCUAAAAUUGGCCAAAGCGAUUUUGGAGCGUUAUUUGUUAAUUAGCCAAAAUGUGAUGCAACAGAGUGAAGCACCUGUCCAAUGUUCCAUUCCUCAGUUUGCACGGCUGUAGACCUGCCACAGAGCGACACUGCCCCGUCAAACCCUUCGCUGAUGUUUUACUGUUGGAAUGUUGCACAGACAAUAUUCAGGCCACUGGGGGAAACUCAUCUUAGGUUUUAGGAGUAAAAAAAA
Monopterus albus (swamp eel) is the source of this 3378-nucleotide messenger RNA. It is a transcript of the gene clip1b, whose product is annotated as CAP-GLY domain containing linker protein 1b. Gene Ontology annotation, molecular function: microtubule plus-end binding. NCBI's taxonomy places the organism in Eukaryota, Metazoa, Chordata, Actinopteri, Synbranchiformes, Synbranchidae. The record is from RefSeq and is a predicted model, not a curated record. The coding region runs from base 213 to 2894 and encodes 893 amino acids. The transcript is spliced from 22 exons. Gene Ontology annotation, biological process: cytoplasmic microtubule organization; positive regulation of microtubule polymerization. Gene Ontology annotation, cellular component: nucleus; cell cortex; microtubule plus-end.